Carcharodon carcharias (great white shark) is the source of this 3433-nucleotide messenger RNA. RefSeq names its product DEAH (Asp-Glu-Ala-His) box polypeptide 40 (gene dhx40). Gene Ontology annotation, cellular component: intracellular anatomical structure. The record is from RefSeq and is a predicted model, not a curated record. Lineage: Eukaryota; Metazoa; Chordata; Chondrichthyes; Lamniformes; Lamnidae. The transcript has 17 exons. Gene Ontology annotation, molecular function: ATP binding; RNA binding. The coding region runs from base 90 to 2324 and encodes 744 amino acids.
AGAGUGCGACAUGUUGAUGUUCCCUGUUUCCUUGCAGAGAGAGAGAGAGGAGCCGUUGUUCAGUGUACGGUGAAGGGGACUGAGGCAGGAUGCCCCGGAAGAGCGAUGAAGGAGAGGGUCCAUCCCCAAGGGGAACCGGGUCCGGGUCGCUGCCCAUCCACCGGCACAGGGAACGGCUGGUUCAGGCGGUCAGGGACCAUCCGUUCCUCAUAGUGAGCGGAGAAACGGGCAGUGGGAAAACCACACAGUUACCGCAGUAUCUGUACCGGGCAGGACUCGGAAGGCAUGGAAUCAUCGGGGUCACACAGCCGCGGCGGGUCGCUGCCAUUUCCGUGGCUCUCAGAGUAGCAGAAGAGAUGAACUGCACUCUGGGAAAGAGAGUGGGCUACCAGGUUCGCUUCGAUGACUGCACCUCCGAGGAUACUGUGAUAAAGUACAUGACCGACGGCUGCUUGCUGCGGGAGAUCCUUCAGGACCCAGAUCUCAGUCGGUACAGCAUCAUCAUACUGGACGAGGCCCACGAGAGGAGCCUCAGCACAGAUAUUCUCUUCGGUUUGCUCAGGUCCAUGUCGACAUGGGUGCCAUCGUCACAAGAGCGCAAGGUUCCCCUAAAAGUCAUCGUGAUGUCGGCCACACUGGACACCAAGAAACUCUCGGAAUUUCUGGGCGGCUGUCCCGUCUGCCAUGUGUCUGGCAGGACUUACCCUGUCAAGGAACUAUUCUGCAACCUGAUUGGACCGAAAGACAAAGAGAGCUCAGGGUUUGUUAAAGAGGUUGUAAAUGUCACUUUGGACAUUCACAUGAAUGAAUCAGAAGGAGACAUCCUGGUGUUCUUAACAGGGCAGUCUGAGAUUGAGCGAGCAUGUGACUUGCUUUUCCAGAAGGGAGAAUCAAUUGAUUACCAAUAUGAUGUGAGGGAUAGAUCGGUUGAAGGGCUGCUCAUACUGCCACUAUAUGGGUCUAUGUCAACAGAUCAGCAGAGAAAGGUUUUUCUUCCUGCUCCACCCCACAUCAGGAAAUGCGUUGUUGCUACUAAUAUUGCAGCCACUUCCCUGACCAUUGACGGAAUAAGGUAUGUUGUAGACUGUGGCUUUGUAAAGCAGCUGAAUCACAAUCCGCGGGUUGGACUUGACAUACUGGAGGUGGUUCCGAUCUCAAAGAGUGAAGCUGUGCAACGAGCAGGAAGAGCUGGAAGGACAUCUGCUGGGAAAUGCUAUAGGAUCUACAGCAAACAAUUCUGGGAGAUGUGCAUGCCUGAUCACAUGGUACCGGAGAUCCAGAGAACAAGUUUAACGUCCGUGAUCCUUACCCUGAAGUGCCUCGGAGUAAACAAUGUUAUUGGGUUUCCAUACCUUGACAGUCCAGAGGAGAGGCAUAUCCUGGAGGCGCUGAAAAAGCUGUACCAGAAUGAUGCUAUUGACAGGACAGGCUGUGUGACCAAACUCGGGCGGCUGAUGGUGGAGUUUCCUCUCCUGCUAUCUCUGACACGGGCGGUAAUAAAAGCAGCGGCGAUUGGGUGCGAAUGUCUUUUGCUUCCGGUGGCUGCUCUGCUUUCAGUGGAAAAUGUUUUCAUCCGACCAGGGAACCCAGAGAAACAGAAGGAAGCUGAGCUGAGGCACCGGGAGCUGGCGCUGGAGGCUGGAGGCAGCAAUGACUUUGUCACCUUACUCAACGUGUUCAAGAGGUGCCGAGAGAGUGACUCCCCAGCUUCUUGGUGCCGUGAACAUUGGAUCCACUGGCGAGCAAUGAAGACUGCAUUUAGUAUAGAAACACAGCUACAAGAAAUACUCAAUAAACUGAAACAGAGGAAGGACUUCCCCGUGGAGACAUUUGAUGGCUCCAAGCCUGAGCUACUGAGGAGAUGUUUAUGUGCUGGGUAUUUCUGCAAUGUGGCCAGAAGGUCUGUUGGUAAAACCUUUCACACCAUGGAUGGACAUGGAUCAGUUGUCCACAUUCAUCCGUCUUCUGUCCUGUUUGAUCAAGAAAGCCAGCUCGAUUGGAUCAUCUUUCACGAUGUUAUGGUCACAUCCAAGAUUUAUGUGCGGACACUGUGCCCGGUUCGUUAUGAGUGGGUGAAGGAUCUGCUGCCCAAGUUACACGAGAUUGAUGUGUACCAGCUGAGCAGUGUGGCAAGAGAUGAGACGAGCACAGGCACCACCCAACAGAGUAAAACACUACAGAAGACCAAAAAACAAUCAGACCAAGCCCUACAAGAAGUCCUAAGGAAGCUGGAAAAGAGGAAUGAUGAGAAGUCCAUAUCUGACGCAAAGGCUCGAUACCUACAGCGCAAGCUAGAUAAGUCGCAGAACUGGACGGGCCAGUGAAGGUUCAGAGGGGAUGACAGAAAAUGAGGAUGCCACACGGGAGCCCCAGAUGCCAGUGCCUGACUAGGGCUGAAUGAUGCACAUAUUCACAACCAUUUCCAGGCUCCAAAGGAAAAAGGCUCCAUAUCUCCAUAAGGAAAUUAAUGAAUACCAGUUGAUCUCCUGUGGCAAUGCACAGAUGGAGGACAGGUCUACUACUCAGAUAGUGGGGUUAGAGCGGAGGCAAAAUUUUAAAUGUGUACAUACUUUUAAAAUUUGGUUCCAUCAUAAAUUACAUUUAUAGUCGAAGGGACCUAUGUAAAUGUCAUGCUGAAAUUGCGUCCUCUCGCCACUGCAGUGCCUCCUUUCACAGGAAGGUGUUAUUACAGCAUAACCAGUUUUUGUGCGCAGUUUCCAUUAUAAAUGUGGACAUGGGAAUUUAUAAUGGAAAAAGUUGAUAAGGAGUAUAUGCAGAUGUAAGAUUUUUAAAGAUUGAUAUAUAUAAAUACCUAUUAAAUCCUUUUCAAUUGCUGUCAACCAUCUUGAAGCAUGAGAAGCAUCAAAUAGUUCAAAACCUCUAACGUUGCUACCUGAGAAUUGCAAAGCUACCUGGACCUUGACUUUCUUCCGAAAAAACUGAGUAUCUAAAUAUUCAACAUGUAACUGGCUUUUAAACAGGUUGGAAUCUAUUGGACAGAGGAGCUUCAUAUGAGUUAGUUAUUGUGCACUAAUAUUUGUACAAUUUAUAUUGUGCUUUUAAUGUAACAGUCACUUUGAAGCACUUCACAGAAAUGGAGAAAGAUUAAAUAGAUGAUAUUAAAUUACAGUCAUUUCAAGGCUGUGAUUUAUGAAUAGGUGCUGUGAUCCUUUUUUGUUGAACUCAGAUUUAUUUUUAUAAAGUAUGAAAUUGAACAAAAAAAUUUGUUUUAUAAGUACCUUUUGUAAAAAUGGUCAAUUCUUUUUAAGAUUGAGAAUAAAAUUUAAAUUCUUUAAAAUCCAUAAUAGGGAGCAUCAAGGCUGAAUUAUUGUUUUUAAAUAAAUUUAGGAUCGACCCUUUUACAGCAGAAUCAGGCAGAGAUGACGAGGCUACUGGGACACCAUGCUAUUCUGAUUACUGCAUAAGCAUGUUC